Molecule: messenger RNA, 201 nt
Organism: Blepharisma stoltei
Lineage: Eukaryota; Ciliophora; Heterotrichea; Heterotrichida; Blepharismidae
Source: the annotation of a GenBank genome assembly
AUGGUUAGGUUAAUUUUCCAUUGUUUCGUCCGAGAACAGUCCAUGAUAACUAUUGUUGAAGACAGCGAAAUAUCAAAAGAUGCUGUUAUAAAGCUGUUUAAAAAGCUGAGAGCUUUAAUAAGUGAACAUGAGAUUGAAAAUUAUUUUACUGAUAAUCAGCUUGGAAUAGAAGAUGAAGAUGGCAAGAUCAUCCAACUGUAG